This is a messenger RNA of Penicilliopsis zonata CBS 506.65, 856 nucleotides long. RefSeq lists its product as hypothetical. The record is from RefSeq and is a predicted model, not a curated record. NCBI's taxonomy places the organism in Eukaryota, Fungi, Ascomycota, Eurotiomycetes, Eurotiales, Aspergillaceae. The transcript has 2 exons. The coding region runs from base 193 to 699 and encodes 168 amino acids.
AGCAGUCUAUCCAUCAAGUCGUAUUUCUUUUUGGACUCGCACUCGUUUCUCUUCCUCUUCCUCUUCCUCUUCCUCUUCUUCUUUCUCAUCUUCACAUUCUUUACACAAGCGAUCUACCUUACGGACUAUUUAGUAUCCAGUCUCCACGCCCACCGUCGCUAUCUAAUCGAUAAGCAUUAAUUCACCUCCAGAAUGCGUGUUACUGCCCUCCUCGUCGUGGCCUUGUCGGCUUUCGUCGCCGCUGAGUCCAGUGCUGCCGCUGCCGCUGGCAACCCGGAGACCAGCUACCUUACCGAAACCAACGCUGACGGCGCCGUGACUGGCCAGCCUUCUGUUGUGACCAGCGAGCCUGCCGUGGUGACCAGCCAGCCGGCCGUUGUGACCAGUGAACCGGCCGUUGCCUCGACCCCGGCCGGUGUGACCAGCGCCAUUGUGCCCCCGAACAGCUCCGCCUCGGUCGCUUCCUCUUCCCUCACGACCGUCGUCUCAUCGGCCACCAAGACUACCAAGACCACCAAGUCUGGUGCUUCCUCGACAGGCACCUCAGGCUCCAGCUCAACCUCGGGCUCCUCUGCCUCCGGCAGCAGCAGCGCUUCGGCCGCUUCCUCUUCCUCCACCGGUAGCGCCGCCAUGGCUACUGUCGGGCCUUUGGGUCUGGGGCUGGGUCUUGCGGGCGCCGCUGUCGUCGCUUUCCUGUAAAACAGGGGGUGUGGGAAGAGGGACAGUUGAAUUGUGCUGUCAGUAACACUGGUAUGUCGAAGUCGUUCUGAUCUCUCGUCACACUGGCUUUCUGAUCGGCCGAUCAACUGUCAUUGAGAUGAACACGAUACGAAGAUUAUGGAACCGGCAUUUUAAU